AUGUGAUAGAAACAUCAUUUUACAAAUAUUAUGACGUAUCAAUUUGACAAUGUUAUCAAAUAAUCUUUUGGAUUUUGAGAUCUCAUUAUUUGUAUCAAUAUUAUUUCAUACUGUAUUCUGUGAUAACUACAGAUUGCCUGAGACUAUUAUACCCAAACACUACAAGUUGGAAAUUUCAGCAAGCGUGGAUGAUGAGCUUUCUUUCAAAGGAUCUCUCGAAAUCGUAACUCAGUGUCUUAAUGCUACAAAGACUAUAUCACUGCAUAGAGAUUGGGAUCUCAAAUUCGAGAAGAUUGAAGUGAAAAAGAUAGAUACUGUACAAAGCUAUGAAAUAGGAGAUGGUGUUACAUUAAAGGAGAUCUUAUACAGUAAAACGGAAGAAUUCAUUAUGAUAUCAACGAUAGAGGAACUUGAGGAGAAUCAGCAUUAUGUCAUUUAUUUUGAAUUUGAAGGUCCAUUUUUCUCCUGAGAUGUUGAAAAAAGAUGGAACACAAGUUGAAAAUUAAUUUAGUCUCUUAAGAUGAAUUGAAACGUGAAGGACCUGCUUUUGAAAGGAUCCCAAGAAAGCGAUUGCCUCAAUUUCACUGGAAGACUUAUACCCUAGUAUAUCUGGUUACUCAUGCGGCUUGCUUCUCCACUGAGAAUCUACUGAAAAAUCAAUGCAACUUCUCAAGAGAAUAUACCUAUGUAAUUUUUGAGUAAAAGGAGUAGAAAGGGGAAAGUUGAGCUACAUAAAGAGUACUUCCUAAACCUAAAAGAAUGACAAG
Molecule: messenger RNA, 767 nt
Organism: Coccinella septempunctata (seven-spotted ladybird)
Lineage: Eukaryota; Metazoa; Arthropoda; Insecta; Coleoptera; Coccinellidae
Product: aminopeptidase Q-like
Exons: 2
Coding region: 50-469 (139 amino acids)
Biological process (GO): proteolysis; peptide catabolic process
Cellular component (GO): cytoplasm
Molecular function (GO): peptide binding; zinc ion binding; metalloaminopeptidase activity
Source: RefSeq, a predicted model, not a curated record